AUGGCGUCGUUUUUCUCCCGGUGGUUGGUUGACCCAAAGAGGAAUCCGUUGGCAGCUAUUCACAAGAAAUCUCUUGACCGCCGUCUCCGCAAUUACGGGCUCCGAUAUGAUGAUUUGUACGACCCCAUGUAUGAUUUGGAUGUGAAGGAAGCUCUGAACCGCCUUCCCAGGGAGGUCGUUGAUGCCAGGAAUCUACGUCUGAAACGCGCCAUGGAUCUCUCCAUGAAGCACCAGUACUUGCCUGAAAAUCUCCAGGCACAGCAGACACCAUUUAGAAGCUAUCUUCAGGAAAUGCUGGCUCUCGUAAAGAGGGAGAGAGCAGAACGUGAAGCUCUUGGCGCUCUGCCUCUUUAUCAGCGUACCAUACCUUGA
This is a messenger RNA of Oldenlandia corymbosa var. corymbosa, 372 nucleotides long. Lineage: Eukaryota; Viridiplantae; Streptophyta; Magnoliopsida; Gentianales; Rubiaceae. The record is from the annotation of a GenBank genome assembly.